AAGCUCAUUGUCCUGCACCUGUGAGUAAAAGCAAUAGUCUGGUUUGCACAAGAUAAGCAUAAAAUAACAAUUAAUAAACAUAGCAUUGGUGCGGCAGUAUUGCAAUACUUAUGUAUUACUUGAGGAAUUAGUAAGGGUACAUACAUAUCGGAAACUCUGAUAAGUCAUAAAAUGAAUCAAAUACUAUUUUUUCAUUUAAUAAUUUCCGUUGUGGGACAUCAGGUUAUACUAGCCUCUAGUCAGACCGUUAAUAUAGAGCGAUCAGGCAGGCAAAUAAUUGGCGACGAAAGUACCCCGGUACCGACAAGCUCUGCAGCGCCAACGGAUGAUGGCGUCUUACCAGACACAACAACGAACCCGCUAUCUACCACAAAACCACCAUCAGUCCCACCUGGGAGCUCUGUUGUCUUAAAUCCCGGUGAUAUUCGGACUGUGGUCAGCAACAGAUUCGGCCGGACCUACAACAACGAGGGUAGAAUAUCAACAUGGCAAUUUUAUGCUAAUAAUUGCAUCCUGAAUGUAACUUGUCCAUGCUUCAGACUUCCAGUGUCAUCGAACUGCUUAGAAGCAUAUCUCGAAUUACGGACUGGAAUUUUGUACGAUGCUCAAAAAUUUUGUGGAAUAAAUCGACCUAACGGGUUCGCCUCUGACACUGGAGAGAUCAGAAUGAAAUACAAACCUAGCAACGAGCGAAUUCCUCCUGGAUUUACUUGUUUCGUCGCUUGUAAUCCCUUCGGAAUGCCCAUGAUGAAUCCCACAAUCCCAAUUAUUGGAUGCCCACCAUAAAACAUUUAAUUACUGACAAGAAGCUUUGAGUAACAACAAAAGCGUGUGGUUGCGGAACUGUCUUCGUUACUUAUCCCAUAUAUGUAAAUACAUGUAACCAGCUUAAAGGUGUAAAAACAAGCUAUUACGAUAAUAUGUUCCAAUAAAAAAAUAAUAACUAAAUGUCUAAAUA
Molecule: messenger RNA, 958 nt
Organism: Folsomia candida
Lineage: Eukaryota; Metazoa; Arthropoda; Collembola; Entomobryomorpha; Isotomidae
Exons: 5
Coding region: 172-786 (204 amino acids)
Source: RefSeq, a predicted model, not a curated record